UCUGUGAUAAAGCUGAAGAAAGGUUUGGUUUGAAAUAUAAGCAGUUCAGAUAGCUUAAUAGAGAGUUGUUAAGUUAUUUAUUUAUUUCUGGUUGUAGCAUUAUAAUGUAGUAAAUAACAUUAAUGAACGUGUUGUGAGUAAAGUGCACCCAUGCAUGAGUAACAGAAAAGGUGCGUCUCGUUUCACUGUUUGGCAGUAACGAAUUGUUACUGUAAGUGAUGGAGGAGAAGAAGCUUCUUGAAACUCCGAGUUAAUUGAACCAAAUGUUUUGCGGAAAUGAUUCAGUGAUUCGAAUCGCCGCACGCUGAUCAAAACAGUGGAAAUGUGACGAGAAAACAAACGUGUAAUGACAACUUUAACAAACCAACUGCAAUGUUUAUUUUUUGAAUUUAUCAAAUAAAAUAUAGCCUACAGAUCGUUCAAUAAUAUUAAUUUAAUUUAAAAUGUUUGAAAAAUGUACUUUAUUUAAUUUGUGCUAGUUAUUUAUGUAUGUAUUUAUUAUUAAUAAUGUUUUAGUCUGGAUUUAAGGCCAUUAACUCUCACUCUGACUGACUCCCUUACUAGUGCCUUGACUACUGAACUAGGGAGCUGAUUGAGAUGCAAACGCAGAAAAACUCCUGGUGAAGCAGCUGAGAUCCACAUACACUAUUAUAAAGAUGGCGUUUAUUAAAGUGGAGAGUGAAGACAUGAAUAUUGAAGAAGUGUUCAGUGUCAAACAAGAAGAUACUGAGGAACAAACAAAGAUGUCGUUUAUUAAAGAGACGAGUGAAGAUGUGAAGAUCGAAGAAACAUUCAGAGUGAAACAAGAAGAUACUGAGGAACAAACAGACCUGAUGGCGCUGAAAGAAGACAGCCAAGAACAAAAUAAAAAAGGUCAAUUUGAGAAUCAUCAGGAGCUCAUAACUGGAGUAAAAUCUUUUAGUAUUGAUAAACAUGGGAAACUUAAAGUUCACAUGACAAUUCACAAUGGAGAAAAACCUUACACAUGCCUACCAUGUGGAAAGAGUUUCAAUCAAAAAGGACACUUUGAAGAACACAUGAGAAUUCACACUGGAGAGAGUCCUUUCACCUGUCAACAUUGUGGAAACAAAUUCACUCAUAAAGGAAGCCUGAACAGGCACAUGAGAAUUCACACUGGAGAAAAGCCUUUCAUCUGCCAACAGUGUGGAAAGAGUUUCAGUCAACAUGGAAACCUUGCAGACCACAUGAAAAUCCACUCUGGAGAGAAGCCUUACACCUGUGAACAGUGUGGAAAAAGUUUCAACCGAAAGGGAAGCCUUAAUUGUCACUUGAGAAGUCAUACUAAAAAGAGCCUUUUCACCUGCCAACAGUGUGGAAUGAGUUUCACUGUAAAAGGAAGCCUUAACGCCCACAUGAAAAUUCACACAGGAGAAAAGCCUAACACGUGCCUUCAAUGUGGAAAGAGUUUUGAUAAACAAGAAAACCUUACAGUCCACAUGAUGAGAGUUCACUCAGGAGAGAAUCUAUACACAUGCCCUCAGUGUGGAAAGAGUAUAAAACAAAAAGGACACUUUGAAGUACACAUGAGAGCUCACUCUGAAGAGAAGCCUUUCACAUGCCCUCAGUGUGAAAGGAGUUUCAAUCAAAAAGGACACUUUGAAGAACACAUAAGAACUCACACUGGAGAGAGGCCUUUCACCUGCCAACACUGUGGGAGGAGUUUCAUCCGAAAAGGAAUCCUUAACAGGCACAUGAGAAUUCACACUGGAGAGAAGCCGUUUAUAUGUGGUCACUGUGGAAAGUGUUUCCAAUAUAAAGUAACCCUAAAGUACCACAUGAGCAUUCACUGAGCAAACGGUUUUAUAUUUUAUCAGUGUGGAAUGAGUUUCACAGACAGGAAACGCAUUAGGAAUCAUUUAAUAACUCACACUGGAGAGAAGCCUUUUAUGUUCCAUCACUGUUGAAAGACAUGCAGAAAUAAAAGAAACCUUGAGGUUCACAUAAGCUUACAUUAUAGAGAGACUGUUUGCCUGCCCUCAAGGCCCUUAUAUAAUCGUGACCUUUUUUUUUCUUGUGUUUAAAAAAUAUCUGAGCAGCAGACUUGGUGAACACCUGUAUAGAUGAAUAUGUAAAUAUGUGAUGUACAUUUUCCUUUCAAUAACAAAAUAAAUGCUGUGAGAAAAAAGCAGUUGAGAAGGCAU
Megalobrama amblycephala (Wuchang bream) is the source of this 2162-nucleotide messenger RNA. Its product is annotated as gastrula zinc finger protein XlCGF57.1-like. The transcript has 2 exons. Gene Ontology annotation, molecular function: RNA polymerase II cis-regulatory region sequence-specific DNA binding; DNA-binding transcription factor activity, RNA polymerase II-specific. Gene Ontology annotation, cellular component: nucleus. The coding region runs from base 657 to 1811 and encodes 384 amino acids. Lineage: Eukaryota; Metazoa; Chordata; Actinopteri; Cypriniformes; Xenocyprididae. The record is from RefSeq and is a predicted model, not a curated record. Gene Ontology annotation, biological process: regulation of transcription by RNA polymerase II.